AUGAAACACAGACACAUGCCCAUUAAGACUCCCUCCGAAGAGCCAAGUUCAGCGGCACCGAGAGGCGUAGGACCCAAAGGCAACAUGGCGCCUCAAAAGACAUUCCUAUACAUGCUGAUUCUCUACUUGGACAUAAGCUUUGCCCAAAGAGACUGCACCGGUGUGGACUGCCCAGAAAUACACCGCUGCAUCGAGACCACUUUGGAGAGCGGAGCCUGCUGCCCCACCUGCUCAAAGAGGGGCUGCACCUGCGAGGGCUAUCAGUACUACGACUGCGUCCAGGCGGGAUUCCGACGCGGGAAAGUCCCAGAAGGAGAGUCUUACUUUGUAGAUUUCGGAAGCACAGAAUGCUCCUGUCCCAGAGGCGGAGGUAACAUCAGCUGCCGCUUCAUCCCUUGCCCUGAAAUCCCCGCAAACUGCAUCGACGUCUCGCAGCCCGAAGACGGAUGCCCGCAGUGCGCUAAGAUCGGCUGCGUGCACGUUAGCGAGGCCCAGGGAGAGGCGCUUCAAAAGGGCCAAACCUCACACGGGAAGACCACAGCCAGCCACAGACCACAGCCGGCGAGCACAGAGAGGUCUAUAAGACAUAACAGCGAGAGAAGCAACUCUACACGUGCACAUAAGACCAGCAGGAACGCCGCCAAGCACCAGAAGCAAAGCCAAAACGGUCAGUCGGUGAGGAAAGAGCAAGAGGAAAGGCCCCAUCCCGCCAUACAGUUCAGCCCCACCACCAAGCCUCCAGUUCGGAUGAGGGAUUUUGGACAGCAGCCAAAAAGACUUGCCCAGACACUUCUCAACUCUCAAGAUGCGGAAGUGUCUUCAGACGAGCUGCUGAGGAGCUGCUGUGAGACUGGAGAGAAAUGGGCAUCUGUGAGGGGCCACUGCAGCAGCAUGGAGCCUCCCACUCGGGACCGCCACUCCAUCUGCUGGACGUCCCAACAGCAGUGCUGCCUGGGCUCCCUCCGAGAGCAGCAGUGUCUGUCCGGAGUGAAGGCGGCCACGGCUGGAGCCUCCUGUGAAAGAGACGGCGCUGAUGAAUGUGGAAGCAAUUCUUUCAAGGAGUGCUGUGGCUGCUGCGCUCUGGGUCUGCAGUUCCGCGCUGAGGCCCUGAGCUGCGACGCCCACCCUUCUCUGGGCUUCCACUGCAGACACAUAUUCAUGACCUGCUGCGAGGAGGAGGAAGGGGCUGGAGGUCCUAGCGCCUGGCACCCGGUCAGAGACAGACCUGCCUCAGCCCCCACCUCACCCCCCCAACGAGUGUCUGACAGUCCAGCGUUCCCAAAAGAGGCCUUCUCUCUGGGGCAGGAGGUUGAGAACGCGGUGGAGAGCCCGGUGGAGGUGGAGGACAUGGACGAGUGUCUGAUCUACGAGGGGAGCAUCUGCCAUCACACAUGUGUCAACACGCCAGGAUCCUUCCGCUGCCAGUGUUUCCCUGGGUACACGCUGCAGGAGGACGCCGUCACGUGUGCGAAAGAGACUCCAGAAGAUCAGAACAGGCUGAAGGAGGAUGACAAAGAGGAGCCCACAUUACCUCCUCCUGCACCACCCACAGAGCACCCUGCCCCAAACCCAUGCCAAGAAAACAAUCCCUGUGAACAACAGUGCACUCCGGUGGGCAGAUGGCCUCAGUGCUCCUGCUUCCCGGGGUUUGCCCUGGCAACGAAUGGAUUAUCUUGUGAAGACAUAAACGAGUGUCUGUCGGGGCUGGUCUGCCAUCUGAACGAGCGCUGUGUGAAUACUGCAGGGAGCUACAGCUGUCAGAGGGUCCUCACCUGUCCCCCCGGGUACCACAUCCAGCAGGACAUGUGCGAGGAUGUAAACGAGUGUGCGCAGAGUAGCCAUAGCUGUGGUCCAGACUUUGAGUGUGUGAAUACUCUGGGCUCGUUCCGCUGCAAUCCCAGACCCCGGUGUCCGAGAGGCUUCAGUCAGGACCAGCAGGGACACUGUGCAGAUGUGGACGAGUGUGUGCUGAGCCAGCCCUGUGGUCUGGGCUUCAACUGCAUCAACACGGCCGGCUCCUACGUGUGCAACAGAAAGAUCAUCUGCAGCCGCGGGUAUCGCUCCAGUCCAGAUGGCUCCAGAUGCGUGGACGUGGACGAGUGCGAGGGCGGCCUACAUCGUUGCGGAGAGGGUCAGCUCUGUCACAAUAUGGCCGGCUCCUAUCGCUGUGAAUGCCAAACCGGCUAUCAGUACGACUCAUUCGGGAAGACGUGUGUAGAUGUGAACGAGUGCUGGCGUUACCCGGGCCGCCUGUGUGCCCAGACUUGUGACAACACCCCAGGCUCCUACCGCUGCUCCUGCACCGCCGGCUUCCGCUUAUCCGGCGACGGCAACAACUGUGAAGAUGUGAACGAGUGCCUGUCGAGCCCGUGUGGUCAGGAGUGCUCCAACUUGUACGGCUCGUACCAGUGCUACUGCAACCAGGGAUACUUCCUCAGAGAAGACGGACACUCCUGCGAUGACAUCGACGAGUGUUCCCAAAGCAUCGGUCACCUCUGCACCUACAAGUGUGUGAACGUGGCGGGCAGCUACCAGUGCGCCUGCCCCCAACACGGAUACACCAUGUCUCCCAACGGCCGCUCCUGCAGAGAUAUCGACGAAUGCACCAGUGGGACGCACAACUGUUCUCUGUCUGAAACCUGCUACAAUAUUCAGGGAGGACAUCGUUGCCUCUCGUUUGACUGUCCCCCCAACUACAGGAGGGCGUCCGACACUCGUUGUGAGCGGAUGAGCUGCCCUAACUUCCUGGACUGCCAGAGCUCUCCUCUGCGCAUCACCUACUACUACCUGAGCUUCCAGUCCAACAUCCUCAUCCCGGCUCAAAUCUUCCGCAUCGGACCAUCGCCCGCUUACUCCGGGGAUAACGUCAUCGUCAGCAUCACCCAGGGCAACGACGACAACUACUUUAGCACGCGCAAACUCAACACCUACACGGGUGCGGUGUACCUACACCGGCAGCUGGAGGGGCCCCGGGACUUCCUCGUCACCGUGGAGAUGAAACUGUGGCGUCAGGGAACGUUCACCACGUUCCAAGCUCGCAUUUAUGUGUUUAUCACAGGAACAUUGCUCUAA
Messenger RNA from Knipowitschia caucasica, 3072 nucleotides. NCBI's taxonomy places the organism in Eukaryota, Metazoa, Chordata, Actinopteri, Gobiiformes, Gobiidae. The record is from the annotation of a GenBank genome assembly.